Molecule: messenger RNA, 949 nt
Organism: Linum tenue
Lineage: Eukaryota; Viridiplantae; Streptophyta; Magnoliopsida; Malpighiales; Linaceae
Source: the annotation of a GenBank genome assembly
UCUGCAACUUCUCUCUCUAUAUAUAAAUGAUUGAUCUCAAGAAAGGAAAAGAAGAGCUAUCGCUCGUUGGGCCGAAUAUUGAAAUUAUUGAUACAUAUAAUGGCAACCGUUGAUGACCUUGCAGCGGGGGGAAUAAGAGGAGUGAUGCCGCAGCGAGCUCGUUCGCGUGAUCAUUUGGUAGAGGAAUUCGUCCCUUCCUCGGCUUGGGACGACGACAAUCACUCACACUAUCUCCUUAUAGAUCUUCCUGGGUUUAGAAAGGAGGAGGUGAGCCUUCGAGUGGACAGCGGAGGGAAGCAGAUAACGGUGGCCGGAGAGCGGCUAUUGAACCACAACAAGUACGUCUACUUCCACCAAACCUAUCAACUGCCCGAGGGGAUCUCCGACACCGAUAGGAUCACCGGCAAGUUCGACGGCGAGAUCCUCUACGUCACUGUCCCCAAGCACGUACCGGCAGCGGCUGCACCAGGAUCUCCAUUACCGGCCGGUAGCAAUCCUGAUGGUGAGAGGAUCGCGGCGGCAGGAUGUAGCUGCACGAAUACUGCUGUGGCCGAGUUCGGUAAAGGAGACGUGGAGAAAUGGUGGGAGAGAGACUGCGAGGGAAGUUCGAAUUCAGUAAUGAGGAGAGUGAUUGAGAUGAUCGGCGAACACAAAGGGAUUGUGACGGUGGCCGUGAUUGCGUUUGCAUUUGGAGUGUUGAUGGCUCCAAAGUUUGGCAUUUCACCACCGGCUGCAUAGAUAUAUAUAUACAUGGAAGUUUGACUAUACCUACCCUACCUUGCAUGGUUUCUUAGCUUACUUUACUCAGCGAUGUAUGUAUAUGAUUGUACGUGUUAUAUGUGUAAGGGAGAUGUUACUUGUGUUGUGUUAUGGUGUAACUUAUACCUAUAGAUUCAGAGUGGAAGACUCGAAGUAAACUAAACACGGUAAUUUUUUAUUAUGAAUCGUU